AUGUCUGUAUUGCCAAAACUGAAUCUCUUGGUGGCAAAUUUUCUUGCCCCUUCAACGCGUAUAGCUCCAGUCCUUGUAUGCCGAUAUACACCAUUUAAUCCACCUGACCGGAAGUCCGAAACUAUUGAAAUCAAACGAAACCGGUUACUCUAUGAAAGCCGGAAGAGAGGAAAUCUAGAAAAUGGCAUUAUCCUAUCGUCAUUUGCCGAUAAGCAUCUUAGCAAAAUGGACGAAAAACAGCUAGAAGCCUACGACAAGUUAAUCAACGGGCCAGACUGUGAUUGGGAUAUCUUCUAUUGGACGACUGGUGAAAAAGAAGCCCCGGAGGAAUUUAAGAGUGACGUACUAGAAUUACUGAAGAAGCACGCCAAGAAUUAUGGUCGUGAACUGCGAAACCAACAACCAGCAAUUCGCCCCCCAAAUCAGUAA
Mesocestoides corti is the source of this 429-nucleotide messenger RNA. The record is from the annotation of a GenBank genome assembly. Lineage: Eukaryota; Metazoa; Platyhelminthes; Cestoda; Cyclophyllidea; Mesocestoididae.